AUGUUGCUUGACGAGCCCACAGCCAAAUGCUUUGUUUUGCAUGAGAAUAAUAUACCGAAAGAAGACGAUAAGGAUCCCAUUAAACUAUUCGGUUUUAUUUCGUGCCUAGUGGAGUGUAUUUACACCAAACGUCAUUAUAUUGGUAAAAAUAGCGAAACUUUAAAUAUGAAAGCGGUCAAAGCGGAUGCUGAAAACUUAUAUGCCGCACGGCCGAAGGAGAAACAAUAUCAUGUGGAAUUGUACGAAUUUUGCCGGAAAGAGGCUUUUAAACUCUACACUCUGAUCAAGGCUAGUCCCGCUGGUUUGGUGAUCUUCAAAAAUUCGUGUAAACCAUAUUUUGUUUUUGUUUAUCUUUGUCAAAUUGAAUAUCAUAAAAAGAAGACAUGUCCCUACUUUAUGUGGCAAGGCAACGAGGAUGAUGAGACGAUGUUGAGCCAGUGUAAGGCUGCUAAGGAGCAAUGUUAUAAAAUUGAUGGUUUGACUCCUCCAGAACAAAAAUAA
Molecule: messenger RNA, 501 nt
Organism: Ceratitis capitata (Mediterranean fruit fly)
Lineage: Eukaryota; Metazoa; Arthropoda; Insecta; Diptera; Tephritidae
Gene: Obp58d
Exons: 3
Coding region: 1-501 (166 amino acids)
Source: RefSeq, a predicted model, not a curated record